Messenger RNA from Cucumis sativus (cucumber), 3102 nucleotides. Its product is annotated as N-acetylglucosaminyl-phosphatidylinositol biosynthetic protein gpi1. Gene Ontology annotation, biological process: GPI anchor biosynthetic process. The record is from RefSeq and is a predicted model, not a curated record. Gene Ontology annotation, cellular component: membrane. The transcript has 11 exons. Lineage: Eukaryota; Viridiplantae; Streptophyta; Magnoliopsida; Cucurbitales; Cucurbitaceae. The coding region runs from base 436 to 2625 and encodes 729 amino acids.
AAGGAAGAGUCAAGAAAGAAAAAAGAGGGAAGAAAAAAGAGAUUUUUGCCAACGACACUCUCGGUUUCUUCAUCUCUUCUUUUAUCACAAUUCUCCUCCUUCUACUCUCACACCCAUCGGCGUCCCCCCAAAUCUGAACGUCUCUUAACCGUCGCCGGCCUCCAUCUCUCUCUCCCUCUCUCUCUCUCUGUUACCGUCAUCUGGUGGCCUCGCCACGCUCAAUAAGCCUUCACUUCUGGCUGGGCUUCACAGCAGCUACUAGGCGACGGCCACAUCACUAUAUGCAGGACCAGCCAAUGUUUUAUUUCUCCCAACGAGUUCUUGCAAUCAUCAUUGUGAAUUUCGUAUGCCUUUGAUAUCUUCCCUGUGCCUGGAACACCGCGAUUCAUGUAGUGUGGGAGUACAUGAUAGUCCAGAGGAUAUAAUCACCAUGAGAUGAAAAUGAAAGGGAAGUGUAGACUAUGGUGGCCCAAGCAGCAUUCACCAUGUAAACAGUCCUCGUCCUGUCUCUUGUUUGGAUGGUUUAUACCUUCUUCAGAUUCCCUUGACGUUGUUGUGGCAUUCACUUGUACGGAUGUUUCACUAUCUCAACUCCAAUGUGAUAUCAAGGAAAUUAUCAAUGAUACAGACAGCAACAUGCCUGCAAUUUUGCAGGAUAAGUCAGUGUUUUCUCUACUCGGACAAUGUGUUCCAAAACUUGGUGGUGAUGAAGUUCUUUCAAGCAGCCGAAUUAAUGUAUUGAAUGGAGAAAAAACUUCUUGUUAUCACUAUGAACACGGGAGGAAUAGUGAGGUUAAUACUACAGAUGGCUGUGGAAGAUUUGCCCCUCAAUUCUAUUAUUUAGGUGGGGUGUCAGAGCAAUGUAGACAAGUCUAUAGUAGAAACAGUAAUUGGCUAUUCUUGGAAUAUGAUUCUGAUAAGAAAUAUGAAAACGCAGAAGUAUUUUGGAUUCCUAAUUUGGACUACCUUUGUUGGAAUGGGCAGAAAGUGUCUAAUUGUGAUGUUCACGUAAUACUUUAUGAUUCUCCUGUAUAUAACUGCCAUCAUUUCUCUUUGCUACCUUCAAGUUCAAGCAAGCAGGAAAGUUCAUCUUUCAAGAAACCAAACUGGGUUGAUGUACUUAAGCAAAAGGAACUAAGCUUUGACUUGGAUACAGUCAUUUUGGCUAUCAACUGUGCCGCAGCUGCUAAAAGACCACUUGAAAGACAUUUGCAUACCAAAAGAUCUCCACAGAUUUCCAUUGUUGACAGGUUCUAUUCAUUCAUGUGGAGUCUUCUGGCUAUGUCUAUUGCUUCACUUUCUACUCUCUUCUAUAUGACUUUUCAGUUUUCUUAUAAACUUCAUCGUAUUGGAUCACAAUUGUGGAUGUCUAAUGUAGUUUCAAGAAUGUUCAUGACCACAUGCAUAAAUGUUCGUAUUCGGUGUUGUCAAAUUUUGUAUUGGCCAAUUAUGCUUCAAGAGCGUGGCAUGAGGUCCCUAUCAAAUGUUGAAUUUGCCGAGAAAUUUGCUUUACAGAAGCAUUCGAUGUGGACAAGCAUAGCUGCUGACGUGUUACUGGGAAAUGUGUUCGGUGUGGCAUUAUUAUGUUAUGCAGAUUUUACUUGCUCGUUGAUUUCAAACCUCGCUAGGGAGAUCACAAAUCACAUUCUGCGUUCAGGUUGUGUGUGGUUGAUGGGAGUGCCUGCAGGUUUCAAAUUAAACAUAGAAUUGGCUGGAGUUCUUGGCAUUAUAUCUCUUAAUGCAAUCCAAAUUUGGUCUACACUUUGGUUCUUCUUUGGUUUUAUAUUUAUUUAUGUCAUUAAAGCGCUUGCUAUAUUGGGGAUUCUUUUUGGAGCGACCUUGCCUGCUGGAUUGACCUCAGAUCUGAUAUCGAUAGCAACAUGCCAUGUGUCGACCCUUCAUUGGUUUAUCUCCCUUAUAUAUUCAUCACAGAUACAGGCAUUAGCAGCCUUAUGGCGCAUUUUUAGGGGUCAAAAACAGAAUCCUCUUCGGAAUAGAAUAGACAGUUAUGACUACAUUGUGAAGCAACAUAUUGUUGGAUCGCUUAUUUUUACACCACUAUUACUUCUUUUACCCACUACUUCAGUCUUCUACGUUUUCUUUUCCAUUCUGAAUCAAUCCAUCAGCUUCAUCAAAUUGCUAAUUGAAGUUAUAAUUUCUGCUAUUCAUGCUACACCCUUUACCAAAAUUUUUCUUUGGUUGGUGAAGCGGAAAACUUUUCCUUCUGGGAUAUGGUUCGAAAUCAUUUCUUGCCACAUUAAUUCCAUGGGUCGUCUGGACAGAAACUCUUCUGAAAACUUGGAUUUACCAACCAAGAUCUUGGACCCUAGUGGGGAGAUGACCAUGAGGCAAUCUUCAGUUUUGGUUUCAUGUCUUCACAGCAAUUUAAUGGGCAUAGGAGAGCUGGUCCUGCCUCACUACGUAAAUAUUUUCUCUGGAUUCUCUCGGUCAAUACUUGCUUCUACUUUUCAUGGAGUCCUGACUGGAAAAAGAACUACAUCGAUGACAUUGAAGCUUGGCCUUCCUUCACCGAUGCCAUGGAUGUGUGUACCUUACAGAGAGUAUUGGCAUCUCUGCUACAAUUCGAUUCUUACAUGCAGGCAGCUAAGAUCCUGUACUUCUUGAUUUGAUGUGGUGUUAAUUCUUAGUUUCAAGAGUUUCUUUUACUCUGAGCAAGAGUUUAGCAUUUGUUGAAGUUGAAUCUUGGAGUGAGCUCAGCUUUCUCCAUGUAAUGCCUUCGAGGUAAUCUUUGGGUUGCUGACAUGAACAAAAGUUUUGGUCAUAUAGGAGUUGUAGAUUCCUGUUCAGUUGGAAGUAUAUUUGGAAAUUUAUUUACCCUAGUAGUUUUAGGGGUGUCCAUUCAUCUCAUGGAUUUGAAGAAUUUUUUAGGUAGCUAGAUUUGUAGAUUGUAUUGGAAUUAAAUAGAUAAAUGAGGUUGAAAGUCUAAAUUUGUAUGGUUUGAGUAUGAGUUGUUACGGAAUUUCAUGUAUUUCUAAAAAGUAUUAUUCCAUUAUAGACGAAAAGUAGAAGUAGAGCGAAGGAAGGGAGGGGGAGCGUUACUUGCUCGUUUUAUAUUAAAAUAUUAUGAUAAUAAAUUCAAAA